AUGACCCAGAAAGCCAGCAUGGAUUCGGACCUCGUCGACUGGAAGGAGGCAUUCCUCUUCUUCUACUGGGACCUCAAGAAGCUCCGAGCGAACCGCACCAAGGAGGGCUACAUUGCGGACCGGCUGAUUGUCGAGUUCUUCCAGCAAACCAAGCCGACCAUGGCUUAUGAGGGUCCAGAUAUGAACUGGAACUGGACCCUCUACCGUCUCAUGAGAGCUCUCCGGGCUCAACACGGAUUCCACACCGCGCCGGAAACCACCACGUUUAGCUACAAUUGGCUUAGCGAUACCGCGGGUCCGAGUCACACGAAGGCCCCGUUCGUCGACUGGGUGCGCCUCGAGACCCAGACCCAUCUGCUUUUCACGUACGCCAACAGCACGAUCGAUCGCUUCCUCGCCCACCUCGUCACCGAGAUCUACGGCCCGCUGCACCAGUGGACAGAAUGGACACUGCACAACCCCUUUCUGGUCGAGUUCCAGAGAGCACACGGCAUCCAGCCCUGGAGCGUACCCCUGCCCCUGCCGGGCGCGAGCGAGGACCUGGACCAGAUCGCGUGGCCGGACGCCCCCGUCCUCGCCAGCGGGCCGGGUCCCGCACACUCUCGGCCCAGACCCGUCCGGUUCAGCAUCUCCGUGGCGUCCAUCAACGGGGAAAGCGACCGCGGCGUCACUUUCGCCACGCUGACGCUCCCCGACACCGACCUGAUGAGCGACCGGCUCUUCAGCCUGGCGAAGCGGUACUACACGGCCAUGCUCCAGUGGGUCAAGGAGAUGCGCGAGACCGACAUGGUGACCUCGCUCUCGAAGCUGCUAGAGGCUCAGUUCCGCGAGUGGGCCGGCACGACGGACGACGAGGGCGAUUCCUUGUCCGUGUCGAGGCACCUCUGGGAGGCUUACAGGGGCGUGGGCUUGGAGCCCAUCAGAACAAAGCCUGUUGCGGCGGAGAAGACUCCGAAACAGUCUAAAGGCCUGUUCGCUAACGGCGGCUACUUCAAAUGA
Molecule: messenger RNA, 999 nt
Organism: Colletotrichum graminicola M1.001
Lineage: Eukaryota; Fungi; Ascomycota; Sordariomycetes; Glomerellales; Glomerellaceae
Exons: 2
Coding region: 1-999 (332 amino acids)
Source: RefSeq, a predicted model, not a curated record